Molecule: messenger RNA, 612 nt
Organism: Peniophora sp. CBMAI 1063
Lineage: Eukaryota; Fungi; Basidiomycota; Agaricomycetes; Russulales; Peniophoraceae
Source: the annotation of a GenBank genome assembly
AUGAGCCAACUCGAGAAACAACUGUUCCAGCUCAAAUUCACGGCGAAGACGCUGAAUCGCCAGGCGAAGAAAGCACAGAAGGACGAGAACUCUGAGAAGACACGUCUGAAGAAGGCACUGCAGCAGGGCAACAACGAUGGCGCGCGUAUCUACGCCUCCAAUGCGAUUCGCAAGAAGAGCGAAGCAUUGAAUCUGUUGAGGCUCGCCAGUAGGAUAGACGCCGUGGCGAGUCGCGUGGAGACCGCCGUCACGAUGCGACAAGUGACCGGGAGCAUGACGAACGUGGUGAAGGGUAUGGACAAGGCGAUGGAGAGCAUGAACCUUGAGCGGAUAUCGCUUGUCAUGGAUAAGUUCGAGUCCCAGUUCUCCGAUCUCGACGUGCAGACCUCGUACAUGGAGGACACCAUGGGCGCAACUACUGCCGUUAACACGCCACAGGACCAGGUCGACGGCUUGAUGCGCCAGAUGGCCGAGGAGGCUAACAUCGAGCUUGCACACGAUCUAGCCGCGCCAGAUCUGUCUGCCGUCAGGAACACGCCCGAAGCGGAACUCGUCCGAGAGGAAGACACGAAUCUUGCGGAACGGCUACGGGCGUUGCGACCUGCUACAUGA